AUGGCUGCUAACUCGGCACGGGGCCUCUCCUGCUUGUUCCCGGGUGCUGGAGGGGCGGACGGCGUGCAGAGACGUCCGCUGUCUCUCCGUAUUGAACUCCAACACGCGGAGCUUGUGCAUCGGCUCUCGGCGAAGCCAGACGGCAAUGUUGAGCUGGCCACUGCUGUCCAGACUGCAUUUGCAGUCUUGCUUCGCGCGUACACUGGAUUGGAAAGCGUCUGCUUUGGCCUCCAAGAAACUGGUGGAAAGCAUCAUGAUGCCGUCGAGAACACCAAUCCAGCAGUCGUGGUUGAUGUCGACGAGGAGAUGUCGUAUGAACAGCUCAUCCAACACAUCAGUACCGGCUCCACCAUGAAACCGUCCAACAAGGAGACCGUCGACUACAACACGGCCAUACUGUUCUGCUUUAGCAACGCAGCCGCCACCCCUUCCUUGAAACCCGCCACCAUGGUCGACUUAUGCAACCUCCGGCUCCUCGUCAAGGUCCUCAAGUCCGGCGUCAGCAUGUUCCUCGAAUACCGCAACUCUUUCAUCCCAACCGGACAGGCCCGAAACGUCGCCAGCACAGUAGACAAAAUCCUCACUUGCAUCCUCCUUAACCCUGCCGAGCGUAUCCGAGACUCGGACAUCUUGAGCGAGCGCAAUAAACUCCAGAUCGAAAAGUGGAACUCUCUGCCGCUCGAGCGCGUCGAAAGGACCGUCCACUCCAUCAUCUUGGAGACGGCGGAAAAGGUGCCCCAGGAGCAGGCCGUCUGUUCGUGGGAUGGCCAGUUCACGUAUCGUGAGCUCGAAGAAUAUGCAACCAAAGUCGCGGUGUGUCUGGUAGAACUGGGAGUGGACGCUGAGGUGAUUGUGCCGCUGUGUUUUGAGAAGUCGAAGUGGAAUGUCGUGGCUACACUUGGCACGUUGAUUGCUGGCGGUUGUUUCAUCCCGCUCGACCCAAGCGCGCCGAAGGACCGCAACCAGUAUCUCCUGGACACCGUCAAUGCCAGGGUCGUGGUUUGCUCUCUGAACUACGCCGAGACGUUCAAAGGCACAGUUGCCCAUGUCGUGGUUGUCGAUCCCGCGUUUAUCGCGGCUCAUCAUCAGCCAGCACAGCGACCGCAGGGUCGAGCAGAAAGCCACAAUGCUGCCUAUAUCAUAUCAACCUCCGGAACGACUGGUCAGCCAAAGCUGCCCCUGAUAGAGCAUGGCAACAUCUGCACCAGCGUGAAGGCGCACUAUUAUGGAAUCAGCAUGCAUGUCACCAGACCAUUGCGCGUGCUCCAGUUCUCCGCCCACUCAUUUGAUGUUUCCAUCUCCGAGAUCCUGUCAACCUUGAUGUGCGGCGGCACCAUCUGCAUCCCGGAUGAAUACACUCGCCUCAACAACAUCGCGCAAGCGAUGAAUGAUAUGCGUGUCACUCAUGCGCAGCUCACGCCGACGUUCGCGCGGUUCCUUGAACCUUCCAUGGUGCCUACUCUCGCUACCAUCGUGCUCAUGGGAGAGGCCAUGUCGCAGGCAGAUCUCGAGACCUGGUCUCAGAUCAAUCUUCUCAAUGGAUGGGGCCCGUGCGAGACAUCGGUAUAUUGUACCACGCAGAAAGGGUUGACCGCAGCUUCGGACGUACGUAACAUCGGUCCUCCUUUCCAGAGGUACGAUGCAGAUGAGCGAGCUGUAGCAUAUGCUUGGGUCGUGAACCCCAACAAUCGACAUCAGCGUGUGCCUAUUGGCUGCACAGGUGAGAUCUUGCUCGAGGGGAAUAUUGUUGGACGUGGGUAUUUUGGCGAUGAGGAGAAGACGGCACAAUCCUUUGUGACCGAUGUCGCCUGGGCUAGGAACCGACCGUUUCGUGGCUAUCUUUCUGGCGACCUGGUAAUUCAACAACCUGACGGUACCUACAAUAUCGUAGGCCGGAAAGACAAUCAAGUGAAAUACCACGGUCAGCGCAUCGAACUCCUCGGGAUCGAGCACCAUAUUAAUCUCGACCCGUCCAUCGGGCACAAUCUCGUCUUCCUGCCAAAAAGCGGGCUCUGUAAGGAGCGUCUGGUUGCAGUGGUCUCACUGAAAGAGCAUACGUGCGAGGACAAACCCCUCAUGUUAUUCGAAGGUGCAGAGAAGGAUGCAAUCUAUGCCGAGACAGAGCUCAUCCGCGCGCAUCUUGCUGAACGGUUGCCAGCCAAUAUGGUCCCCACAGUCUGGGUUGCUAUCUCGGCCUUUCCCCGCCUUUCCUCCAGGAAGCUGGACCGCAAGCAGGUCUUGACCUGGUUGACCGAUAUGCCCGCUGAGGUCUAUCAACGCGCUAUUGCUGGCGUCGAAGAAGUCAUUGGCUCGGCAGAGGAGUCUUUGUCCGAAAUGGAAGCGUCUUUAAGGUCUGCUUGGGCUCAUGUGCUGAACUUGUCCGAGCAGCAAGUGGCUCUCGAGCGUCCGUUUUUGUCAUUGGGUGGCGACAGCAUAUCAGCAAUGCAAGUCAUGGGCCAUUGCCGCAAGAAAGGAGUCACCCUGGGAGUCCAAGAUAUUUUGCGCAGUCGGUCCAUACGCCAACUGGCCACCACAGCCAGGUUCUCCGCCACGUCGGUCAGGGACACCAAAGAAGAGAUCGAGAAACCAUUUGACCUUACGCCCAUCCAACGCUACUGGUUCAGGCUGCAAGAACAGGGCCACGGUCAUUUCAACCAGUCUUUCUACCUCCAGGUCAUGCACCGAACUAGCGCCCAUGCCUUCCAUUCCGCGAUCGAGCAGCUCGUUUCCCGCCACUCUAUGCUGCGGGCCCGGUUCUCCUUCUCGGAUGAACAUGGCUGGGGACAGCGUGUCACCGAAGACAUUGACAAUUCAUAUCGCUUCCGCAAUAUAAAGGUAUUGAGUCCGGAAACAGACUGCUUGACCAGCAAGGUUGAGACUGAUACGAUGAUUGAGGACUCGCAGAAAUGCCUUGAUUACGUCCACGGACCGCUAUUCGCCGCUGAUCUGUUCGAAGUAGGCGGUCAACAGCAUGCCUUUCUCACCAUCCACCAUCUUGUUGUCGACUUGGUGUCUUGGCGUUUGAUUUUGGAAGAGCUCGAAGACAUCUUGAAGGGCGAGACACUCCUACCCCCUGCACUGCCUUUCCAGAAGUGGACUCAGCUUCAAACCAAGCACACGCGAACCCUUUCUCUUGAUGACGUAUUACCGCUCGUCGAUGUGCCCGCACUUGACUGGUCUUACUGGGCAAUCGAGCACCACGAGAAUACCUACGGUGCUGCGAGAAACACCAGUUUCUCGCUCGAUCCCUCACUUACUGCCCCCUUCCUAGGCUCCUGCCACAUGGCGUUGAAGACAGAGCCCGUUGAAGUCCUUCUUGCUAGCCUGUUUCAGGCCUGGUCUCGUGUCUUUAUUGACCGACCAAUUCCUGCCGUGUUUAAUGAAGGACACGGCAGAGAGCCUUGGAGCCCUGACAUUGAUAUCUCUCGUACAGUUGGUUGGUUUACCACUAUGAAUCCUGUCCUUGUCGAGCCUUCUGAUGACCUUGCGACUACUGUGCGUAAGGUCAAAGAUUUCCGGCGCCAGAUACCAGGCAAGGGACGACCGUAUUUUGCGCGACGGUGGUUAACCGACGACGGCCAGCAGCACUUUUCGACUCAUUGGCCUGCUGAAAUCACAUUCAACUACCUUGGGCAGUAUCAGCAACUCGAGCGAUCAGGUGCCCUCCUACAGGCCAUGGAGAAUAUGGCUGGUGAGACCCGUGAAGCUGGCGGAACCGCCGACGUCGGUCACGAUGCUCCUCGCAUCUCCCUCUUUGAAGUCUCGGCCAUCGUCUUCAAGGGCUGCAUCAAGCUUGCCUUCACGUUUAACAAGAACAUGCAGCAUCAGGACAAAAUCCAACGUUGGAUUUCUGAGUGCAGGCAAAGUAUCACAGAGUUGAUACAGACGCUUCCAAAUUUGACACCACAUCCUACACUGAGCGACUUCCCCCUUCUAUCUCUGACUGAAGAUCGCUUCCAGUCCAUGCUUCAGCGCCUCUCACAUCUCGGCAUCUCGCCUUCAGUUAUUGAAGAUUCAUAUCCAUGUUCGAGCAUGCAAGAAGCUUUGCUACUUUCGCAGUCGAAGGAUUCCGCCACCUACGCCUGCGCUACUCUUCACGAGCUCAAGUUACCCAAUGGUCGUCCGCAAUGGAAACAACUGAUUGAAGCUUGGAAACAAGUAGUCAAGUACCACCCCAUUCUGCGGACCAUCUUCCUCGAGAAUGUGGGCGUCGAGGAGCGCUUGUACGAUCAGGUUGUUCUCAGGCAGGUCGAUGCUAAUAUAGUUCACUUCGACUGUAUUGACGAGCCAGACGCAUUGGACAGGAUAGGGAAGCAGCGUUCAGUGAACUACGACAACGGCUGGUGCCCGGCUCAUCGGUUCACAGUGUGUGGUACUGCAGAUGGUCGCGUCUUCUGCUCCCUUGAGAUCUCUCAUGCCAUAUCGGAUGGGCACUCUAUGAGUCUCGUGUUCCGCAAUCUACGCGAUGCAUACAUGGAGACCCUUCGCGAUGACGGCCCGACUUACAGCGACUACAUCUCGUACGUCAUGAACCAACCCAAGGAGGCCAGCCUUGACUACUGGAGAUCGUACCUCGUGGACAGCGAAACCUGCGACUUCCCCAUGCUCAACGACGGACAAGUCGUCGAAGCCAAGGACCUCGUCUCCAUCCGUCUGGACUUUGGCAACGUCAGCAUUCGCGACCUGCACUCCUUCUGCAACACUAACGGCAUCACGCUGUCCAAUGUCAUCCAUACAGCAUGGGCUCUUACGCUCAGCAACUACGUUGGCACCAAGAACGUCACCUUCGGCUAUCUGACGACUGCCCGAGACUCGCAAGAUAUCCAUCGCGUCCAGGACAUGUUUGGCCCCGUCAUCAACACGCUUGUCUACCGUGUAGACCUUUCUGAUGGCUCGUGCUGCCUUCUGGAUGUCCUUCGGGACGUGCAACAGGAUUACCUAAAUGCUAUUCCACAUCGUCAUAUCGCACUAGCGGAGGUCCAACAUAUGCUUGGCUUGUCUGGUGCUAACCUAUUCAACACGGUCUUGUCGUACCGCAGGCUUCCUCCAGCGGCUCCAUUAAACGACACCGAUAUUCGGUUCGUCGAACUCGCGCCGAUCUACGACCCUACCGAGUACCCGGUCAGUCUUAACAUCGAGAUCUCCGAUGAUGCAGCAGCUGUCGACCUCGACUACUGGACCGACCAUCUCACUGCCGGUCAGGCUGCCAAUGUCGCCAGUACCUUCGUCAGAGCCAUCGAGAAUAUCGUUUUCAACGCGAGACAGAGUCUAUCGUCUUUGGAUCACCUCAGCAGAAAGCAGCUGCAGCAGAUCCAGCAGUGGAAUGUCAUGCCUGAGACACUCCACGACUGCGUUCACCACCGCUUCCAGUCCUGGGUCACGUGUCAGCCUGAUGCGCCUGCCGUUCGUGGGUUCGACGGCGACUACACCUACGCUGAGCUGAACGCCGCCACUGAUCGAUUGGCGCAUUACCUUGUCGAGCUCGGCGUAGGACCAGAGGUAUUCGUUCCUACAUGCUUUGACAAAAGCUCCUUUGCUGUUGUUGCCAUGCUUGCGGUGCUCAAAGCGGGCGGCGCAGCCGUGCCUCUCGACGCGAACCACCCGAAGCCCGCUCUAGUGUCGCGUGUUGAGGAUACCCAGGCCCAGAUGGUUUUGACUACUUCUGCACGCUCCGAGAUGUUUGAAGAUGUUGUUCCGGAUGUGGUCAUUGUUGAUUCUGUCCUGAUCAAUGAUUUGCCGGACGUAGAUGGUCCCCCAUGCACGGUCGUAGCACCCCAUAACCCGGCGUUCGUUAUCUUUACCAGUGGAUCCACUGGCCGUCCCAAAGGUGUGAUCCUGGAGCAUGCCGCGAUAGUAACAAGCGCCAACGCUCACGGUGCCAACCUUGGCUUUGGCCCUGGCACUCGCGUCCUGCAAUUUGCAUCUUACACAUUCGACAACUCGUUGGAAGAGAUGUUCACAACUCUCCAGCGCGGUGGCUGUUGCUGCGUGCCGUCUGAGGAGCAGCGUAUGAAUGAUCUCGCCGGUUCUAUUGCGGAGCUUGAUGCCAACUUCAUGGAUCUGACGCCUACGGUUGCUUCUUUUCUCAACCCCAAGGACGUACCGAGCAUCAAGAGCAUGGGGCUUGGUGGUGAGGCACUAACCAAGGCUGUUAUUGAGAAAUGGAGCCCUCAUGUUCAUCUCCAUGGUCAGUACGGACCGUCCGAGGCUUCCAUCAACAGUGCUUGGAAGGACUUCGAGCAUGGCGGUGAACCAACCAACAUUGGUAGAGCUAUUGGUUCAGUGAGCUGGAUAGUGGAUCCAGAUGACCGUAACCGUCUCGUGCCUAUUGGAUGCCGGGGCGAACUGCUCAUCGAAGGCCCUAUUCUCAGUCGUGGCUACUUGAACGACCCCGAGAAAACGAAUUUGGCUUUCAUUUCUGCUCCUAUGUGGGCGCGCACUGAUGAUGUCAGUGCGAAUGAGCGCAGGUUCUAUUGCACUGGCGAUCUGAUGCACUACACUUCACAGGGAGAAAUGAUGUACCUUGGUCGUAAGGAUAGCCAGGUCAAGCUCAAUGGCCAGAGGAUCGAACUCGGCGAGAUCGAGCAUCAUCUGAAGCUUAGCUUGCCCGGCGAUGCGCAGUCGGCCGUCGAGCUAGUCAACUUCACUGACGUUAAAGCCACGAAGGCUUUGGUUGGCUUCCUCUGCUUGGCUACCGGCUCAAGCGACGCUUCCACUGCCAUUGGUAAGAUGACGGAGUCUGUACGAAAUAUGGCAAAAACGCUAGAAGUCGAGCUUGCCAUCGCGCUCCCGGCGUACUAUGUCCCGUCCGUGUUCAUGCCCGUUACCUCCAUGCCCAUGACGACGUCCGGAAAGCUUGACAGAAAGACCCUCCGACAGCUUGCCCAAGCCGUCCCAGAAGAGCAACUCCAAGGCUACCGACUUGCUGGGAAGAGCGGCCGUGCGCCUUCUGGGCACGCUGAAGUCGCUUUGGCGCGGUUAUGGGCAGUCAUCCUCGGUCUUAGCGAAGAAGCUAUCGGCGCAGAGGAUUCGUUCUUCAGGCUCGGCGGCGAUUCGAUACGCGCCAUGAGACUCGUCGGCACCAGCCGAAAGGAAGGGCUUGUACUCAGUGUGGCAAGUAUCUUCUCGCAGCCGAAGUUGGUAAACAUGGCACAGUCGGCGGUUGUUCUUUCAUCCGAUCAGCAUAAUGACGAACCCGAGCCUGACACUGCUCCCUUCGAACUCAUUCCUGCAGACGACAGACGCCGUAUCAUCGAGUUUGCUGCCUCUGAGUGCGGUGUCUUUGCGGACGCCCUGGAGGAUAUUUACCCAUGCACACGUUUGCAAGAGGGCCUCAUCGCGCUCUCCACAAAGGAACCAGGAAGCUAUGUGGCCCAGGUUAUCUACCGCCUACCCCCCAACACUGACAUCUAUCGAUUCAAGCAAGCAUGGGAUCGUGUCAUCGCGGCUGAAGCAAUUCUACGCACUCGCAUCAUCUACGUCGAAGAUCGGGGGUUCCUCCAAGUCGUUGUUCGCGACGGCGUUGAGUGGCACCAUUUGGCCGACCUGCAAGACAUCAGCGAAACCCAUCGGCACCUUCCAGCCUCUCCAGGCGACGUGUUGGCAACGUAUGCUGUUGUCGGAGAAGAUACUUCGUCGCCCUUCUUCGUUUGGACAGCUCACCAUGCCGUCUAUGACGGUUACAGCAUGCCGAACAUCUUGUCCAAAGUGGAAGCGGCCUAUCGGCUCCCCAGUGAAGCUCCAGUCGCUGCGGUGCCUUACUCCCGAAUCAUCAAGUAUCUUUCAUCUGUUGACGAGAAGCAGUCUGACGCGUUCUGGCUCAGCAAAUUUGAGAACAUCUCCGCCCCUCAGUUUCCCCAACUCCCAAGCCCCGACUACAAAGUUCAAGCAUCGAGCCAGCUCAUACAUCAGAUCCCUUUCGCUCGCCGUUCUGGAAUGGAAACAACCUUGCCAUCCAUGAUACGUGCUGCUUGGGGCUUUAUGCUCGCUACAUACUCUGCUUCCGAUGAUGUUCUCUGGGGAGAAAUCAAUUCCGGUCGUGAGGUCCCCGUUCCGGGUAUCGAAGAUAUCGCAGGACCGACGAUUACAACAUCACCAACGCGUGUGAAACUUGAUCGCCAGCUCACUAUCAGCGCGUAUAUGCAACAGGUCCAGCGUCAGUUCUCGGCCGUAUUGCCAUUUCAGUUCGCUGGGUUGCAGCAUAUCCGGAAGCUGAGCAAUGAUACCGCGUUGGCAUGUGACUUUCAGAGCCUCCUAGCAAUAGCCGCCGGCGACAGUAUGAAGGACCCCGACGGUGGCUUAUGGGACUUACAGAGCACUGGAAGCGUGGGCACCAACUUUUUCAACUACGCGCUCAUCUUCAACUGCAUGGUUGAGAAGGACAGCAUCCACGUCGAAGCCCACUAUGACAGCCACGUCAUUGAAACAUGGCUAGUUGAACGGCUGUUGCAGCAGUUCGCUUUUCUUCUGAACCGCUUCAACUCGCCAGACUUCUCUGAAUGCACCCUCGGGGAUUUUGAGCUACUCAAUCCCAAGGAUCAUGCCGUCAUUGCCUCGUGGAACGACAAGCCUGUACACACCACUAACCACUGCAUCCAAGACGUGAGUAACCCUCCCAAUACCCUUAACCAUGACCGCCUACCUGGUGUCACACUCGCUAUCAUAUUCGAAUACCAAGUCAUCCUCCGUCCAUCAGCCACCGCCAUUGAGGCUUGGGACGUGGGCACCCUGACAUAUCACGAACUGGACCAGCAAGCCACGCGCCUUGCUUCUCGCCUGAUCUCGCUCGGCGUCAAGCCCCGGGCCUUUGUGCCCCUCUUCUUCGACAAGUCUGGCUUCACCAUUAUCGCUAUUCUGGCGGUCUUGAAAUGCGGAGCUGCAUUCGUUCCUCUUGACUUUGAGGCACCAAUCCUCAGAAUCCGCGAGAUCGUGACUGACGUCAACGCCAACUUGAUCCUUUGCGCUGGCCAGUACGAAAGCGUCUGCCGCUCCAUUCCAUGUGAUACCCUCGUCGUGGAUGCAUUAACAGACCGCCCCGAAGGGCGUCCCCACAGACUACCUGAGGUGCAGUGCGAUACUCCCGCUUACGUCCUGUUCACGUCGGGCUCAACUGGCAAGCCAAAGGGUGCCAUCAUCAACCACAACUCCUUCGUCUCUGCGUCUGCUGCCUACGCUCCGGCCUGGAAUAUCACAGAGAAGUCCCGCGUGCUACAAUUCGCCAGCUAUGCUUUCGAUUGCUCACUCAUUGAGAUCUUGAGCGUAUUGAUGCAAGGCGGUGUCUGCUGUGUGCCGGAUCAGAAAGAGAGGACUAACGAUCUUGUUGGCGUGAUCAACAGGAUGCGCAUCAAUUAUGCGGCUUUAACGCCGUCACUGGUCCGCACCCUGCAACCAUCCGAGGUUCCGGGGUUGAAGGACUUGACGCUUGUUGGCGAGGCGAUGUCGCAACAGGACUUGAACACUUGGGCAGACCGCGUCAGUCUUGGGAAUGGUUACGGUCCGACCGAGUGCUCUGUCGUGGCGACUUUCAACAACAUGACGUCAACAACGAAGCCCAACAAUAUUGGGAAGAUUAUCACGGCGAGAGGCUGGGUCGUUGCGAAAGACAAUCAUGAUGUGCUCGUUCCCCUAGGAGCCGUGGGUGAGCUUCUCAUGGAGGGCGGCGGCGUUGGUGCAGGCUAUCUUCACAACCCCAAGAAGACUGCCCAAGCCUUCAUCAGCGACGUCAAGUGGACUGUGGGAGCCGACUCUCUGGGGGAAGGUGAGACGAGACGCUUCUACAAGACUGGUGACCUGGUCAAGUAUAACGAGGACAGUACGCUAUUAUACCUUGGAAGAAAAGACGACCAAACUAAAGUUCGCGGACAGCGUCUUGAGCUGGCGGAAGUUGAACACCAUGUCGUAAGCGACCCAGCGGUGCAGAACGUACUGGCCGCGGUCCCUACGUCUGGACCAUGCGCCAAGCGUUUGGUCGGUGUCAUAUCGCUCCAGAGCAUGCCCAGCAGCGAGGCGAGCGAGGAGCUUCGGCUGCUUCCCAACGACAUCGCCUCCCUCAACGUCGCUUAUAUCCGGGAUAGGCUCUGCGACCGCGUACCUUCCUACAUGGUGCCGUCCCUCUGGGUGGUUGUCGGACGGUUCCCUUUGAUGCCAUCUGGGAAGAUGGACCGCAAGCGAGUCGUACAGUUCCUUGAACGUAUGGGAAGCGACACAUACCGUACAAUCUCGACACUCGGCUUGGAAGAGGCCAAGGACCAGGCCGACAGCGUGGAGAGAAGACUCCAGGCUAUCUUUGCAAAGGUGCUCAAUCUAGCCUCCGAGGAUAUCCGACUAAACCAAUCCUUCCUGCAUUUGGGCGGCGACUCCAUCAGUGCUAUGCAAAUUACCAGUAUCUGCCGGAGCAACGGGUUUUACAUCUCGGUACAGGACAUCAUCCGAGCCAAAUCGAUCACAGCUCUUGCGUCCAUUGUCUCGGUGGCUGGUGCGGAUCAUGCCCCUGCGCACACAGUUCCAGACUACAACUUGCCUUUCGAUCUUACGCCUAUCCAGCGCGUCUUCUUUGACGCGGUUGGAGAGGGGUACAAUCACUUCAAUCAGAGCGCUGUUCUUCGCCUUGCCCGGGCGUUCAAGUAUGAGGAGAUCAAGACUGCGCUCAGUUCGCUGGUUACUAUUCAUCCCAUGUUGCGAGCACGCUACAACAAGUCUGAAUCCAGGAUCUGGAAGCAAAUGAUUGAGAAGGAUACCACAGCUUCCUUCCGACUGAGACAGCAUCGGGUCAGCACUGCAAAUGAGCCCACAAUGCGCCCGAUCAUCGAUGAAAGCCAGGCCACUUUGGACAUUACAUCUGGCCCGACAUUCUCCGCGGACCUGUUCGAGAUCGACGAUACGUUCUCACAAGCGAUCGCGUUUGUGGCCCAUCAUCUUAUCAUCGACGUAGUCUCAUGGGGCAUCAUUCUCGAAGAUCUGACGUCGCUGCUCAGUGGCACGACUCCGCCUCCCCAAAGCCUACCGUUCCAUGCAUGGGGAGAACAGCAAGCCGUCCAAGCUCGAAAAGACACUGCGAAGAGGGUAUACCCUCUUCGAAAUGUCCUGCCACCUGAUAUCGCCUACUGGGGAAUGCCGGAUGGCUUGCAGAACAUCAAUGGCGAUGUCAUCACCGAGGAGUUCGAACUCAGUCCCAAGGACUCCAUGCUACUGCUUGGUGCUCAUGAUGCGUUAGCGACAGAGCCCCUCGACGUCUUCCUCGCAGCUAUUCUUGAGUCGUUCAGAAAAGUGUUCCCUGAUAGGAACUGCGCCACAGUUCAUAACGAAGGUCAUGGCCGAGAAUCUUUUGAUGCGAAACAAGACCUCUCCCGUACUGUCGGUUGGUUCACCACGUUGACUCCCAUCCACCUUCCCGUCUCCUCGGAAGACAGCACGGACAUCGCCAGCACCAUUCGAUGGGUCAAGGACCUCCGUGAACGGAUUCCCGGCAAAGGAAGACCUUACUUUGCGUACCGACUUUCUGGGGAAGCAUCGCAGGAGUUCUCCAGCCACUGGCCUGCCGAAGUGACCUUCAACUACCUCGGUCGCAUGCAAGCUCUAGAGCGCAAAGACGCCUUACUCCAGAGACUCGAUGGCGUCAAUACCUCCGACAUUGGCGAUGACGUUCCUCGUCUUGCGCUCUUUGAGAUCACGGCUGUUGUGGCUCAAGGCACUAUUAAUCUGUCGUUCUGCUACAAUCGGCAUAUGAAACGUCAAACAGAGAUCAAGCAAUGGAUCGGGGAGUGUCGCCAGACUCUCGUCGACGCGGUGGAUCGACUCCUUCAGGCACGGCCUGAGCCUAGCCUGAGCGACUUCAACCUGCUGCCACUCUCGUACAACGGGUUGUCAAAGCUCUCGGCUGUACUGCCAUCUGGUAAUAACGUUGCCGAUAUCGAGGACAUCUAUCCGACUUCGCCGAUGCAGCAAGGCCUGCUUCUGUCCCAGAUGAGGUCCCCCGAGCUGUAUGCGUACCGAUGCAGUUUCGAGGUCUGCGCGGCCGAGCCUGGCUCAUCUGUCAACCCCAGGAAGCUCGCGGAAGCCUGGCAAAACGUCGUUCACCGGCAUCCAGCGUUGCGUACUGCCUUUAUAGAGAGCCUCUCUGAGAGGGGUCGCAUGGACCAGAUAGUCUUCAAGGAGAGGUCUGGACAAGUUGUAUGGAUGGCAGACUGCGAUGGUGAGGACAUGGCUCGUUUCUUGCGCGAGCAGCCUGCAAUUGACUAUCGCGAGUUUGGUGCGCCUCACCGCUUUACUGUAUGCAAGACCAAGGCAGGCAGGGUAUGGGUGCAGCUCGACAUGUCACAUACAAUCUGUGACGGCGGCUCAAUCCCGAAUCUCCUCAAUGACCUUUCGCGCGCCUACGGAGGGAAGCUUUCUCGGUCCGACGCUGGACCACUAUUCAGCGAGUUCAUUGCGCACAUCCUCUCAAGCUCUCGGGAAAGCGACAUCAACUAUUGGAAAACUUUCCUCCAAGGUGCUGAGCCUUGUAUCCUUCCUGCGUUGAAUGACGGGAAGCCUGGUGCGCGUGAGGCUGUUUCGUUCGAAGCUCACAUUGCGGAGACUGCCAGCAUCCGAGCCUUCUGCAAGGCCAACGGCGUAACGUUGUCGAACGUGUUGCAACUGACAUGGGCGCUGGUGCUGCACUAUUAUGUCGGUACCUCGGAUAUCUCGUUUGGCGUCGUCGCCUCCGGCCGCGAUAUCCCCGUCAAGAACAUCGAGGAGGCGGUGGGAUGCCUCGUCAACAUGCUAAUCUAUCGACUUAACUUCUCAGACGAAACGCCGGUACACCAACUCCUUGCAUCAGUGCAAAAUAAUUCGAUGAAUGCCCGAGACUACCAAGGCUCUUCGCUUGCGGAUGUUCAGCACGAAUUGCAGCUGCCGAGUCUCUUCAACACCGUCUUCACUUUUCAGCGACGACACAUCUCCCGUGGCUCCGAAGAUACGGCGCUUCUCUUUGAAAAUAUUGAGGCAGCGGACCCCAGCGAGUACGACCUUACUCUCAACGUCAGUGACGAAAGCCCCGCCGGGAUCACAAUCGACUUUGGCUACUGGAGAGAUAAGAUGUGCGACGCGCAGGUGCAUAACCUAGCCGAUACAUUCGAAAAGAUCCUCAUCAAUCUCACUUCCAUCGCCGAUUCGAAAGCUACUGUUGGCGAUAUGGAUAUUCUUCCGAUGGGCAGCCUCGAGCAGAUCCGGGUAUGGAAUGCGAACCUCCCUCCACCUGUCCGUCGUUGCGUACACGACAUCGUCUCCGAGCAAGCGCUCCUUAGACCUCCAUUCGCCAAGGCCGUUGAAGGCUGGGACGGUACAUUUACUUACCAGGAGUUCGAUGCAAUCACCAACUCGCUGGCCAUCCACCUCCAGACCCUGGGAGUUGGUACUGGGACGUUUGUGCCAGUCCUCUUUGAGAAAUCUUCAUGGGCUAUCAUGAGCAUGCUAGCUAUCAUGAAGGCUGGGGCAGUAUACGUGCCACUCGAUCCCAGACACCCUCCCACCCGAUUGCGCCAACUGGUCUGCGAUGUUGGGGCCAAGGUCGUUGUGUGUUCGAGGAGCCAUCAAUCACUUGCUAGCCAAGUUGCGACGACAGCAUUCACCGUGGAUAAGAGGGCUAUGGAAUCGAUCCCGACCAGAGGACAGAGACCGAAGUCCGAUGUCACUCCGGACCACGGGUGCUACUGUCUCUUCACAUCAGGCACGACUGGUACGCCCAAGGGGACCAUCGUUUCGCAUCAGGCCUUUUGCACAAGUGCUGCAGCUUUUACCCCCGUUUUGCAUAUGGACAGCACCACGCGGACGUUCCAGUUCGCGAGUUACACCUUUGAUGCCAGCUGUGUGGAGAUACUGGCUGCACUGACGGUUGGUGGUACGGUCUGCGUGCCGACUGAAGAUGAGAGGAUGAGCGAUCUCUGUGGCAGCAUUAGCAGGUUCGGGGCGACUUGGGCGCUUCUCACCCCCUCUGUGCUUGGCAGCAUCAAGCCAGAGUGGGUGCCGGGCUUGAAAACACUUGUUGUGGGUGGUGAAGCAACUACACCCUCGGUGCUGACGGCCUGGGCUUCCAAGAUCUGCUUCGUGGAAGCUUACGGUCCAACGGAGACCGCUAUCAUAUGCGCUACCUGCGCAAAGUCGACACUGGAGAAAAAGGUUGUUGAUGCUGAUCCUGGUACCAUUGGCAUGGCGACUGGUUGUCGAACCUGGGUUGUACAUCCUAGAAACCACGACAAGUUGAUGCCCGUCGGUGGCAUCGGCGAACUCGUCGCGGAAGGCCAUAUUGUCGCCGCUGGCUAUCUUGGAGAUGAAGUCAAGACCGCCAAGGCGUUCAUCGAGAAACCUGCUUGGGCAUCGGCUUUGUCUUCGAUUGACAAUACCUUCUCCACUGUCCGAAUGUACAAGACAGGGGACCUUGUUCGAUACAACAGUGACGGAUCUCUCACAUACGUCUCCCGGAAAGACACGCAGAUCAAGCUCAACGGGCAACGUAUCGAGCUGGGAGAGAUCGAGUUCCACGUCAAGAGCAGUUUCCCCGAGGGCGUGCAAUCAGCCGUCGAGCUUGUUGCGCCUAUGGGCCGUUCUGCCAAAGCGCUCGCUGUUUUCUUUUGUGCUGAGGGUCUCCAGCGAGGAGUGCCCGCUGAUGCUUUGCUGCCAACGUCCACUGAUCUCCCGGCUGCAGAUGAUGUUCUCCUCAUGGACAGUCUGCUCCGAGACAUGUGCAAGGCAAUGGAGAACGCAGUUGCCGGUGUACUGCCUUCGUACAUGAUCCCCUCCAUCUUCAUCCCGGUCUCGAAGAUGCCCUGGACGGCUGCUGGCAAGCUUGACCGAAAUCGCCUCAAGAACCUCGUCCAGAAUAUGAACAAGGAAGCAAUUUCGACGUACCGCUUAUCCAGUGCUUCCAACAUGCGGAAGCCGACCAAUGAAACGGAGAAGAAGCUACAGAAACUCGUUUGCUCCGUCCUCAACCUUCCGCUCUCCUCUGUGGGCGUCGACGACAGCUUUGUAAGACUCGGUGGUGAUUCUAUUGGCGCGAUGAAGCUUGUGACCGCAGCGCAUGCGGAUCAUUUGGACCUCUCUGUUGUCGAUAUUUUCAAGACCCCCCGCUUAUCUGACCUGGCGGCCAAAUGCGGUGCUGUCGACGAGAAGAUCGAUGUAAAUAUCGAGCCUUUUGAUCUACUACCCCGAGCUCUGUCGCGGUCGCAGGUUCUCAACGAACUCGCAGAGCAGUGCCGCGUAUCGAAAGACCAGAUACAGGACGCCUAUCCAACUUCUCCGCUCCAAGGGGCCUUUGUCACGCUAUCAACACGACAACCCGGCGCUUACGUCGCCCAGCAUGUUUUGACUCUCGCGAAGUCAGUGGGCAUAACAAAGUUCAAGGCUGCAUGGCAAAAGGUCGUCGCCGAUCUAGACAUUCUGCGUACACGAAUCGCUCAGCCUCGGUCCGGAAAUUUCGUCCAAACAGUGCUCGUCGCUGAUCCAAUCACAUGGGGCGAAGUGGACAGCUUGAAGCAAGCUGAGAAGGAGGUGACGAGGAUCUCUCAAGAUCUAGGUGGAAAGCUCGCAGCAUACACCCUAGUGCGCACUGCUUCGCACGAAUGCUACUUUGUCUGGACGCUCCACCAUUCCCUGUAUGAUGGCUGGAGUCUACCACUCAUCCUGGAUCGUGUUCAGCGCAUUUACCGGACUGGGGUGUCCGAGGUUCCCAAAACACCAUACACCAGGUUCAUCAACUACCUUCAAGAAUCCGACAUUGUGGCUUCAGCGAAGUACUGGAAAAGGACACUGGGUGGAGCUGCUCCCUAUCAUUUCCCACAGCCAUCACACUCGGCCUUGAGCGAAGAAAGGCAUGACGGGAAGCUUCUGCACCAUACCAUGAAGCUCGCUCCUCACAAGCACGCGGAUAUCACGCCAUCCACCGUGAUCCGGGCAGCAUGGUCUCUGCUUCUUGCAGCGUACAGCGGAAGUGACGAUGUCGUUUUUGGUGAAACUCUUACGGGCCGCGACAUCGCGGUCGCCGGGAUCGCAGAUAUCUGCGGUCCUACGCUGACGACUGUGCCUAGCAGAGUGUAUAUCGACCGGGAAAACACUACCCUGGAGCUUUUGGAGGUCGUCGCUGGGGCAGCAACCGACCGCAUCCCCCAUCAACACUUCGGCCUUUCGGAGAUCAAGCGCCUCGACUCGGACACAGCGGCCGCAUGCGACUUCCAAAACUUGCUUGUCAUCCAGAUUGGUACUGAACCGCCUUCCGAAUCUUUGUGGUCUUUCCACGAUGACGGUACGCAAGCAAACUUUUUUACGUACCCGUUGGUCGUUGAGGCCACUGCGAAGCGCACCAGCGUCGAAGUCUGCGCCCACUUCGAAUCGAACGUUAUCUCAGCUUGGGAAGUGCAGCGCAUACUCUUCCAGCUCGAGUCGGUCAUACACCAGCUCAACACAGUCAGCAAUGUCCGCGAUAUACACGUCUUUAGCAACCAAGACGCGGAACUCGUGCGGAAUUGGAAUGCUCGCGAACCCAUUGUCGCUGACGAAACGAUUCAUGCCCUCUUCUUCGAACAAGUCAAGGCUCGACCGACUGCUACCGCCGUGUCCGCCUUCGAUGGUGAGUUCACGUAUGCUGAACUCCGUGAAUUAUCCUCGAGAUUGGCGCAGAAGCUUGUGGGCCUUGGUGCUGGGCCAGAGAGAUUGGUCCCCCUCUGCGUCGACAAGUCGAGAUGGGCUAUCGUAGCUAUCAUGGGUAUUUUGAUCUCGGGAAGCGGCUUUGUGCCUUUGUCGCCGCAACACCCUGCCUCAAGGCAUCAGCAUAUCAUCGAGAGCUGCAGUGCUUCAAUCAUAGUUUGCUCGCCUGAGUAUGAGACACGGUUCAACGGUCUUGACAUCGUCAGGGCCGACGAGAAGACUAUCCGCCAGCUACCUGUAUCACGUUCGCGGAUCCAGUCUCGAUUGAAGAGCAACAAUAUUGCAUAUGUCAUGUUUACGUCCGGCAGCACCGGCCUACCCAAAGGAGUCGUCAUGGAGCACCGCGCCUUUGUUGCUUCCUCUAUGGCCAUGCGACGGGCCCUGAACAUGGAUUCUCCAUCAACACGCGUAUUCCAAUUCGCCUCUUUCGUCUUCGAUGUGUCUAUGCUGGAGAUCCUCACUACCUUGACAUGCGGGGCCGUGGUCGCGGUCCCCAGCGAACAAGAACGCACUUCAGACCUUGCGGGAGCAAUCAACAGGCUGAAGGCCACAUGGGCUUGCUUGACCCCGUCUGUCGCGAACGUCCUUGAAGGGCCAACUGCAGUGCCCACGUUGAAGACGUUCGUCUCAGCUGCCGAGGCGCUAACGACUGAAACGAUCGACAAGUGGGCGACCGGUCUGCAACUCAUGAAUGCCUAUGGACCGACAGAAAACUCUGUGUUGUCAGUAGUGAACAGCAACGUUUCCACCGAGCGAGACCCUACAGUCAUUGGUCACCCGCUUGAAAGUGCUCGUGCUUGGCUCACCGAGGCCGACAAUCCUCAUCGCCUCGCGCCAGUGGGUGCUGUGGCUGAGCUCUGCAUCGAAGGACCACUACUCGCCCGAUGCUACCUGAACGAUCCGGCGAAGACGGCAGAGGUCUUCAUCGAGAACCCAGCCUUCAUGAAGGAUUUCUCCAGCAAGCCGCACACCCGCAUAUAUCGAACUGGUGACCUCUGCAAGUAUGCCUCUGAUGGCGCUGUGAAGUACCUAGGACGAAAGGACAAUCAGAUCAAGCUUGCGGGUCAACGCGUUGAACUGGGUGAGAUCGAGCACCAUCUACAGGCCGAUGAAAGCGUCAAUCUCGCUGCCAUCCUAAUGCCCAAGACUGGCCCUGGAAAGAGGAAGUUGACGGCUGUCGUGUCCUUCCACGGUUCUUCUGGCCCUUCCGUUGCUAUCCAACAGCGCUGGAACACAGCGCUCACACAUCUAGAUACGCUUCGCCAGAUCAACGCUGCGAAGGGCAGGCUCUCCGAUCUGUUGCCCCCAUACAUGGUGCCCACGGUCUGGGUGGCUGUGCCUAGUAUACCGAGACUGGCUUCCGCGAAACUGGACAAAACGACAGUUGAUGGCUGGAUAGGGAAUAUGGAUGACGAGACAUACCGCCAGAUCUUGAACGUCGAAAGUUGGAUCGAGACUGCGGUGCCUGCGAGCGAGGGCCUGCAGAAGCUCCAGAAAAUAUGUGCUAAAGUACUCCAUGUGUCCGUUCAGGAUGUGCAAGCCCACCAGUCGUGGGUCUCACUCGGAGGCGAUUCUCUCAUCGGAAUGCAUUUCCUCGCUCAAUGCAGAAAAGAGGGUAUCAGCAUCACUCUGAAUCAGCUUUUACGGGCCAAAUCUCUGGCGCAGCUGGCCGAAACCGCUCUCCCAGCUACUGGGUUCGAGCACGGAGAAGCACAGACAGAAAAGCCGUUUGGCCUUUCGCCUGUCCAGCAACUCUACUUCCAGAAUAUUGAAGAUGAGACUGCCACGCACUUCAACCAGUCGUUCACGCUUCGCUUGGCACACCAGGUGGAUACUGGGGCGAUCAGGAACGCUAUCGAUGCCGUCGUUCGUUGUCAUGGCAUGCUUCGCGCUCGCUUCUUGAAAGGAGCGAGAGGGCAGUGGCAGCAGCUCGUCCGCGGCGGAUUAGAGGGAACGUACAAGUUUGAUGUUCACGAAGUUGCCAUCACUUCAGGUAUAAUCGACAUCAUUGCCAAUACUCAAAAGAGCCUCAACAUCUUCGAAGGCCCGGUAUUUGCCACCGAUCUCUUCAACCUCGGAACGGGCGAGCAGGUCUUGUUCAUUACCGCACACCACCUUGUCAUCGAUGUAGUGAGCUGGCAGAUCAUCCUAGCCGACCUCGAAGAGCACAUCGUCUCCGAAUCCUCACUGACCCAAGAGCUCCCCUUCCAGGUUUGGGUGGAGAAGCAAGCAGCCCAUGCAAUUCAGCCUAAUCAAAUCGAGCUCAUGGAGAAGCAGACUAUGAGCUUCGAACCUGCCGAUCUCACGUUUUGGGGCAUGGAGAACCGUAUCAACUUGUACGGCAAUGUCGAGCACGAGUCCUUCACUGUCGGUGAAGAUAUUUCUGCAAUGGCUCUCGACAACCAUAGUGUUCUGCGUACAGAUGUGGUCGACUACUUCAUUUCGGCAAUCAUCCAUUCAUUUUCCCGUGUGUUUGUCAGUCGAACGACUCCGACCGUUUUUGUUGAGUCUCAUGGCCGCGAGCCGUGGGACAGUACUGACUUGUCGAGAAGUGUGGGUUGGUUCACUUCAAUGUACCCAGCUCAUGUUCCGAUUGCCGAAGAUGAGGACGAUGUGAUACAGACCGUCCGCCAAGUGAAAGACCUUCGCCGUAGUGUCAUCGAGAAUGGACGUUCGUACUUCGCCCACCGAUUCAUGGCUGAUAACGGAAAGCAACGAUUCGAGUCUCACGAGCCUAUGGAAGUCUUGUUCAAUUAUCUCGGCCGAGGCGCGAACGAUUCCAUCGACUCUCUUUUCCAGCCCAUGCAGUUCAGCGAGGAUGAAGAGGCCCCAAUGUCAGAUCUGGGCGCCGCUGCAAAGCGCCUCGCACUCUUCGAGAUAUCAGCAACCGUGAGCCAUGGCAAGAUCAAAUUCGACUUCCUAUACAACCAGAACCAAAAGAACCGGAAGGGCAUCCGACGCUGGAUUGCCGAGUGCCAACGCACGCUUGAGGAGGUCGUCACCUCCCUCGCGAAGGUCGAUAAGCCUCAGCCAACCCUAUCGGACUUCCCACUUCUGCCGCUGGAGUCGUAUGCCAGGUUGGAUCGCGUGGUCAAUACCUUCCCUUCAGCUGGUAUUGUAUCAUACGAUCAGGUUGAGGAUAUGUAUCCCUGCUCUGCGAUGCAGGAGGGCAUGCUACUGAGUCAGAUCAAGGAUCCAAGCGCGUACUGGUCGUUCGCUGUGUUCGAGGUCAAGAGCAAGCACGACUCGGUUGAUGUGCGUAGAGUGGCAAAGGCAUGGAAGAACGUCGUGGCCCGACAUCCGGCUUUGCGUACCGUGUUCGUUGACAGCGUCUGCAAGGGCGGAGUGUUCGACCAGAUCGUUGUUAAGGAACCCGAUGCUGGACUCCUGAUAUACUCCGCCGACGAAGCUGAUCUUAGUUCGAAGCUAGACUCGGUCAAGUACGCCGACCACAACGGCAAGAGGAAGCCUCGCCUCCCCCACCAGUUCACAAUCUUCCAGGUCAGCUCUGGGAAGGUUGUUGUGAAAUUGGAGAUCAAUCACAGUGUCAUCGAUGGUGGGAGUUGGGCAAUCAUCGCCAGGGACCUGCAAGAUGCGUACGCGGGUCGACUUUCCGCGGACGGCCCGUUGUACAGCUCAUACGUCAAAUACCUACGCAACCUGCCAGCCGAUGCUGCCAUCGAAUACUGGAGGGAACAUCUUCAUGGCGUAAAGCCCUGCUACCUGCCCAUUGUUCCGCAGAAUGGAACAAAACAACGGCAGCUGCACUCGCUCUUCAUGGAUUUCAAUCGCUUUCCAGAGGUCCAGAGUCUCGCUGGGAAGAGCGGCGUGACUUUCGCUAACAUCUUGCUCGCGACUUGGGCCUUGAUCUUACGAUCGUAUACCUCGGAUGCGGACGUCUGCUUUGGGUACUUGACCUCAGGCCGCAACGUUCCGAUCGAGAACGUUGAGAAUGCCGUUGGAGCCUUCAUCAACAUGCUGUGCUCCCGCAUCAAGGUCUCUCAGUCUCAGUCGCUUCUUGACGUAUUCUACAAAGUGCAGAACGAUUUCGUUGAUAGCCUGCCACAUCAGCAUUGCUCGCUUGCUCAGUUCCAGCAUGAUCUUGGGUUGAGUGGGAAAGCGUUGUUCAACACGGUGAUCUCGGUUCAGAACUACGGAGCCACAGCGGCAGGAGAACACGUACCAUCUGAUGGCCGGAUCGAGUUCGAGCAUCUGGACGCCCACGACCCUUCAGAGUUCGCCGUUACCGUCUCGAUUGACGCCACUCGCGGUGAUGAAGCUGUCAAGUUCGCCUACUGGACCGAUGUAAUAUCGGACGACGAAGCAAGGAACAUUUCCAACAUGAUGGCCAAGAUCCUCACCCAAGCCAUCGCGGACGUGACCAUGACCAUCACAGAACUCGACGUUGCCAUCCGACGCCCAGAUAAGCCCGCCAAACAAGCCACCGACUCGGCAAUGCUUACACCAAUCCGCGGGCAUACACCAAGGCCCACGUACCGCCGCACCCGAACAGGCCCCGAACCGUCGAGGCGCUCAAUCUACUCAACCCGCGAAACCGGCCCACUCCAGGUCAUGACGCUACCAGGUGCUACGCCCGACUGGAGUUCCCUCAUCCGCUCCAUUGUUAGCGAGAUGGUCCCCCAAAUCGUUGACCAAGUAUUGGCUAAGAAUAAGGACGCCCCACCGCCCGCACAGUCGUCUGUCGACGAGAUGUCUAGUCAGAUGACCAGCAUGUUGGCGCGGAGGGCGUCUCUGUCAAAGCGAGGGAGACCGGGCUUGGAUCGCAAGAUAAGUAUGGCGAGUGACACAGAGAGUAGGAUUGGUAUUGCGGCGGACAUGGUGGCUGCGGCAGGAGUUAUUGCUACAGAAGCGCUCAAGGGCGUGCCAUCGGAUUUCGUGGAGAAAAAGUUGAUGACGCUGUGGGGAAAGCUGUUGGAUAUGGUGGAGGAGAGUAUUGAAAAGAACGACAGCUUCUUCCAGCUCGGGGGCGAUAGUAUUAUUGCCAUGAGGCUUGUGGGUGCAGCGAGAGAGGAGGGGCUCUCGAUGACUGUUGCGGAUGUCUUCAAGAACCCCACGUUUGCCGAUAUGGCUCGGGUUGUGCGUGUAGCCGGCGAAGUCAUCGACCAGGUCAUGUCACAGACGGGCGACGGGGGGUCAGUCACCGGGAGGCCAGGCUCCUCCAAGAUCCAACCCCCGGAGCACACGGCUUCCGUGUGGAAAGACAUCGAGCCCAUAGCUUCAGAGCACGCAAUUCUAGACGAUACAAUCGAUGGCGGCAUCAGGCCGCCUACUGGGCCCGGGGGGGGGAAGCGACCCUAUAUACGAAAAUGGCGAAGGCUUCUCGUCCUCCGACACUCCAUCGACGGCCCAGCCAAUAGGACCAAAGCCAAGUCGCAGUCAGAAACACUGGGCUCCGACGACCAUCCCCGAAGGGUUUUCCAUGCACACGCCAAAGUCUUCAAGGGCGGCAUCUCCGAUGUUCUACCCGUGACUGACUUCCAGUCACUUGCCAUUACCGGCACCCUUUUAGAAUCCAGAUGGAUGUUGAACCAUUUCUACCUUGAUGGCCAUGGCCCCCUCGACAUUCGCAGGCUGAAGCAGGCUGCCUUCCGCGUCGUCCAGGCUUUCGACAUCCUUCGUACGGUUUUUGUUCCUUACGGCGACCGAUUCUUGCAGGUGGUGCUUCGCAAGCUUCAACCCGACUUCAUCUACCAGGAGACGGACCUCGACAUCGGAGAGUUCACUACCGAGCUACGGCGGAAGGACCGCGAGCAUGGACCGCGCCUCGGUGAAGCUUUCGUGCAAUUCGUAGUGGCCAAGCAGAAGAAGACCGGACAAUACCGUAUCCACAUGAGGCUCUCCCAUGCCCAAUACGACGGCGUGUGUUUACCGCGUAUGCUGGAGUCUCUGGAAGCGGGAUACAACGGUCUCCCCGUAUCGAAAGGCCCUAGCUUUGGGAACUAUGUCCGAGAGACCGCCACAGCGAGAACUGUUGCAGGCGCCCACGAUCAUUGGCGAGAGAUUCUCCGCGGCUCCGUGAUGACGCCCAUUGUCGAUCGGUAUGGUCCGAACUAUCAACGCGCUGCCGGUCAAACCGUUACACUCAAGCAGAUGCUCACAGCUCCGACUCUGUCCCAUGUCAACAUUACCACAGCCACCGUCGUGAAGGCGGCGUGGACCGCCACUUUGGCGCGUAUCGCCAACAAGUCCGACAUUGUCUUUGGUCACGUCAUUAGUGGCCGCAACAGCACGCCGUCGGCUUCAGCAAUAGUCGGUCCUUGCCUCAACAUGGUACCCGUACGCAUCGUCUACCGUCCUGGAUGGACGGUGCUCGACCUUCUCGGCAACAUACAAGAUCAGCAAAUCACCAAUAUGCCAUACGAGUCUCUCGGCUUCAGGGAAAUCAUCAGAAACUGCACCGACUGGCCUGACUGGACGAACUUCUCCAGCGUCCUGCAACAUAACCAGAGCAUCAUCCACUCCGACGACGCAACCUUCAAAUUCGGCGGCACUGAGUUCAGGCUCGGUGUCGUAGGCACGGAGGAAGACUUUGCCGACUUCUCCAUCGUUUCGAUAUCUCAUGGGAGCGACCAGGUCGAGGUAACGCUUACCUACGCGCCGAACAGCACGAUCACCACAGAGUUCUCUCAGCACGUCUUCAACAUGCUUUGUACGAACGUGAUCGCGUUCUCUGAGGACCCCUACGCGCAGCUUCCUUCUCCAUCCGAGCUGUCAACCGGCCCUUUCACCACGAACACCGCGUCGGAAGCUGACGGCCGCAAGAAGUCGGGCGAAAAUGUACCGCUCUUGCUGCCCAGCGACACGGGUCUAUCGAUGUCCGAGAUCACGAAACUAGCUACGCAACUGCGCUUCGCAUGGUCGCAGAUCCUGCGCCCCAACAGCACGGGCACACCCGUGCACGUCGAUCUGGACACACACUUCUUUGAGAGCGGAGGGGACAUCAUGGGUCUCGCCCAGGUCGCCUCGAUACUGGAUCAGGAGGGCCUAAGGGUCCGAGUCGAGGACUUGCUCUCGACCCCGCUGUUCGUGGGGCAGGUCGGGCUGCUGGCCGAGGAGAGGAAGCGGGUGAUCGCGAGAGAACGAAUGAGCCCAUGGGGAGAGAAGGGCGCGAGGAAGGAGAAGGAGGAGAAAGAGGGGGGAGAAAGGGCUGGUAGAGAGGCGAAGUUGGGUAGAGUAGAGAGUGGGUUUGGAAAGGUGCUGGGGAAGUUCGGGUUCAGGAUGCGCGAUAGGGUGAAGCAGGCGAAGGCUUAG
Messenger RNA from Anthostomella pinea, 23949 nucleotides. NCBI's taxonomy places the organism in Eukaryota, Fungi, Ascomycota, Sordariomycetes, Xylariales, Xylariaceae. The record is from the annotation of a GenBank genome assembly.